This is a messenger RNA of Gongylonema pulchrum, 504 nucleotides long. The record is from the annotation of a GenBank genome assembly. NCBI's taxonomy places the organism in Eukaryota, Metazoa, Nematoda, Chromadorea, Rhabditida, Gongylonematidae.
AUGACCGAAGAAUUGAUUUUAUCCGGAGCUGAUGUUGUAAAGGUAGGCAUUGGUCCUGGUUCAGUAUGUACAACACGGAAAAAAGCUGGAGUUGGAUACCCUCAGCUGAGUGCCGUAAUAGAAUGUGCUGAUGCCUCGCAUGGCCUGAACGGUCAUGUAAUGAGUGAUGGCGGAUGCACAAAUCCCGGCGAUGUUGCGAAAGCUUUUGGUGCUGGAGCUGAUUUCGUGAUGAUUGGAGCAAUGAGGAAGCAUCGCGGUAGUGUAGCCGAAUAUCGCGCAUCAGAAGGCAGGACGAUUACAAUUCCUUACAGGGGAGACGUCUCGAAAACAGUACUGGAUCUACUGGGUGGACUGCGCUCCGCAUGUACUUAUACAGGAGCAAGACGGUUGAAAGAAUUAUCAAAACGGGCAACAUUCAUACGUGUAACACAGCAAACCAACGAGCAGUAUGCAGCGUUUGAAGUGUCUCCAUUGGAACUGCCAAAGCUGAAUGUUCAAAUUUGA